This is a messenger RNA of Blepharisma stoltei, 2234 nucleotides long. The record is from the annotation of a GenBank genome assembly. NCBI's taxonomy places the organism in Eukaryota, Ciliophora, Heterotrichea, Heterotrichida, Blepharismidae.
AUGUCACUAUCUCCAGAAGAAUCCCCAAACAUCAUCGACAAUUCAAAUUCAGUCUCGAAAGAGAAGCAAGCCGAAAACUCUCCUUAUCCUUCUGAGUCAGAUGCAUUUUCUGUAACUGACGGCAAUGAUUCGCCAGUUCCUAAAAUCCAACUCGUCUGGGAGGAUGUGAAGUUCCAGGUAAAAAUCAAGGAUAAGGAGCAAAUGAUCCUUAAAGGGGUAUCAGGCAGUGCCAAUCCUGGGGAAUUUCUAGCAAUCAUGGGUUUAUCAGGGGCAGGAAAAACCUCCCUUUUAAACAUUAUUGCUGGGCGAAUAAAAUCCUCAGAUAGCUCAAGAGUCACAGGAUCGAUAAAAGCUAACGGGGUCGACAUAAGCAAGAUGAAUUUCCAGAAGUACAGCGCUUAUAUCACCCAAGAAGAUGUUUUGUUACCUUUUCUUACAGUAAAAGAAUCAUUAAUGUUUUCAGCCAAAUUGAAGUGCUCAGGAACUUCUUACGAGAUUGCAAAUAAAGUCGACAAAAUCAUUGAUGAGCUGAGACUUGGAAAAGUCGCUCACAAUAGGAUUGGGAAUGCUGUUGUUAAAGGCAUAUCUGGUGGAGAAAGAAAAAGAGUAUGUAUUGCGACCGAGCUCGUUUCUGAGCCUCAGGUCAUUAUUCUGGAUGAACCGACUUCAGGUCUAGACAGUUUUACAGCUGAAGUUUUGGUCGAUUUGUUGCUAGAACAGGCUAAAAAAGGAAAAACUGUUGUUUCCACUAUUCAUCAGCCAAGUGCAUCCAUUUUCUUUAAGUUUCAGAAGCUUAUAUUGGUAAGUGAAGGAUUCAUCAUUUACCAAGGCUCAGCUAAAGCUUCCCGCAAAUAUUUUUCAAAAAUUGGCUAUAAAAGUCCUGCGAAUAUAAACCCGCCUGAUUUCUAUAUGAGAAUUCUUCAUAUCACAGACCGUCAUCAUAUGACGGAUGAAGAGCUUGAAACUUUAGAGCAUCUUAGAGAAGCCUAUAACAACGUAAAAGACCAUAAAGACCAAGUCUUAGAAUACGAUUCCACUCACUUGGACCUCGUCAAUGUCCAACAAACCCAAUCACUUAAAAAGCUUGGAACUUUAUGCAAAAGGAGCUUUAUUGAUGGCAUGAGAAAUCCUGGGAAAAGUCACAUGAUCAUCAUGUUUUACAUUGUUACAAGUGCGCUGAUUGAUUUAAUUUUCCAUGAUCUUGGCAAUGACUAUGACGCAGUCCAAAACAUUAACGGUGUUCUAACGUUUUGCUCAAUUAAUAGUGUCAUGAUUGCCAACUCAAGCUGCUCGCUGACGUUCCCAGGUGAAAAAGUAGUUUAUCUUACUCCCCCUCUCCGUGAGCGAACAAAGCCAUUAGAAAAAUCCCUAUUUUUUGACCAAAAACCCACCCUCCGUGAGUAAACAAACAUUUUUUUAAUACCAAAAUUUGUUAUGGAAAAAAUUUUAUAUAUAAGUGAUAAUUAGUAUAAUGAGCUAAUUCUGUUUAAUUUAAAACAAAUUGCGUUUUAAAACAUAAAUUUUACAAAUUAAAUAAAAUUGCUUUUCAAUUUUUGCGAAUUAGGAUUAUUUUAAUUUUCGAAAAAAAAAAAUUUUCUAUAAAAUUUCUAUAUAAUUUUUUUUUAAAAAAAAAUUACCCCCUGAGCGAACAAGAUUUUUUUGUUCGCUCACGGAGGGGGGGAUUUAAAGAAUACAGCCAAGGACUGUAUGGCGCUUUCAACUAUUUCCUUGCAAAGAUGUUCACAGAGUUGCCAGUUCAAAUUCUUGCAACUUUAAUAGCAUCGGUCAUGCUUUAUUUUCCUCUCGGUUUGCAAAUGGAGGCUGACAAGUUUUUCCUGUUUUGGCUCAUUAUCUUCUUAACAUUUCUCACAGGAAGUGGUCUAGGCUAUAUGAUUGGUGCAUUGUGUGAUAGCGAGAACACCGCUUCAGCUGCUUCUCCAAUGCUUACGGCACCACUUAUGGCAUUUGGCGGGUUAUAUUCAAAUGCGAGCGCUUUCAAAUGGGUCCGAUAUAUCUCACCGUUUAAGUGGAGUUUUGAAGGCUUAGCCGUCAACCAAUAUAAUGGCAUGGACUUUGACUGCGAUCCGGACGGCCCCGAGUGUGAUCCAUUGGAUGACUUAGGAUUUUAUAAUAAACUCGGGAUAUGCAUUUUAGCACAAAUAAUAUACAUUAUUGUUACAAGAAUUAUUGCUUAUAUCGAGCUCAAAUCUCUUGGAGCAAAGGCCAAAAAAUAG